UGUAACAUUCUAAUUCUAUGAAUAAAAUAUGACUAGCAAAGGGAGGUCAAUGGACGAUAUUCAUACAAGUUUCUACAUAUAUGUUGAUUAAUGGGAGCGCAGAUAUUCACGAAUAGGAAGAGAAAUUCAGCCUUCUUCAAAUUUUGUUGGCUUCGCCAUCUGUUGUCCAAGAAGAAGCUACUCUCCAGGGAUCUAGUGUUUUUGUUCAUAGACAUUGGAGUAGUACACUACAACAACAAGAGGUGGGAAAUUAAACAUGGAAAAUGUUCCAAGAAACCAUGAGGCUGAUAUAGAAAAUAAUUCUUCAGAACAAGAACUGCUCUAUGUUGCGGAACGGAUUCAUUCCAAGUUUGACGUUGUGAAGUCCUAUUCUCAGCGUCCCUUGAUGCAAGAUCGUCUUAUCUUCUGUACCGACCCUUUACUUCGUGAAGUAAAUAAAGAAGCCUACAAACCGAAUUUUGUCAUCAUUGGUCAUCUUUGUCCUUAUAGGGAAGGAGAGUUUUUAAUGGAAAUCGAAAUGCAAAAGCGGAUAUAUUUGGCCUCGUUUCUCCAGAAAGCUGAGAAGACAGCUAGCUUGAAGGAUUUUUGCAAAUUGAUCAAAGACUCCGCAGACCGAAUCAAUGGUUGUUAUGAAAUAACCCAUUGCCGAUGUUAUUCUCAGUACCUAGGAACGAUCGAACAGGCAUCCAUAGAAGGCCAUCCCGGAUUUUUCAUUGAGAUGAUUUUAGUGGAUGCAAGCUUCAUCAUUGAACUCUUCUUGAGAGCCUACAACAAGAAAUGGAGAGAGGAAGGCGAUUUUAUCCUCGAUGGGCCAGGGAAGAUGCACAAUAUCCGGCGAGACUUGUUCUUGGCUGAAAAUCAACUGCCCUUCUUUAUUCUUAAAGAACUAUAUGAAUUUGCCUUUGGUGGUAAUCCCGACUUCCCUUCCUUUCUUCAUCUUACCUGUCACUUCUUCGGCCCUUAUUACAACCAGCACACAUCCAUUCAGGCACCAAGCGUUUGCCAUGGUAGAGCUAAGCUGGAGGACGCUAAACAUUUCACAGACUUGCUAAGAACACUUCAGCUACCACCAUAUUCAUUGCUACCAUCAUCCAAAAAGCCAGAAGAAAGCCUAGAGGCGGGCCAAGGGCAAGGUGAAUAUUUAUACAGUGCAGUUCUGCUGCGUGAAGCAGGGGUGAAGUUUAAAGUGACCACAAACAGAUGCUUACUCGACAUAGAAUUCAACCAAAACAACGGAGAGUUGAAAAUCCCCCCUUUGAGACUUGAUGAGUUAACGGAAUCAUUUUUCCGAAAUCUCAUGGCUUGGGAGCAACGCUACUAUCCACAUGAAACUCUCAUUUGUGACUAUAUUUUUCUAAUGGAAUAUCUCAUCAAGUCUACUGAAGACGUGGAUUUACUCGUUCGAAAAAGAAUUCUCAUCAACCAGCUUGGCAGCCAUAAAGCAGUGGUAAGUCUAUUCAACAAAUUGUGCAAGCAUGUUAUUCCAAUGGAAAAGAACCACUACUCUGAUAUUUUUUGGAAGCUCAAUGCUUACAAUGCAGUUCGCCGUCAUAGCUGGAUAGCAAUUCUCAGACUGCAGUAUUUCUCAACUCUCUGGAGAGGUGUUGCCACAAUUGCUGCAGUUGUCCUCCUUGUGCUUACUUUAAUACAAACCAUAUGUGCUGUCAUUUCCCUUUAGAUGUGUUGCAAGUAAUGCUUGCAUCGAGUCUAAGUGGACAGCAUGACACGUGUGCUAUUGAGACAACAAUGUUCUUUAGUGUGCGUCUGCAUGGGGUAAGUAGAUGAAAAUGUGUAACCUUGCAUGGUUACUAUAUGAACCUGUUUUACACUUGUAAUUCCUUCCAUAUACAAGUCUUGUGUCGAUGAUUACCAUGUAGUCAUCAUAUGUAUAUAUGUUUGAAGUAAUCUGAAUCAUGAAUCUAUGAAGAAACCUUGUUUAGGAAUUUCCUCUGUU
Theobroma cacao (cacao) is the source of this 1954-nucleotide messenger RNA. RefSeq names its product UPF0481 protein At3g47200-like. NCBI's taxonomy places the organism in Eukaryota, Viridiplantae, Streptophyta, Magnoliopsida, Malvales, Malvaceae. The record is from RefSeq and is a predicted model, not a curated record.